Molecule: messenger RNA, 24158 nt
Organism: Coregonus sp. 'balchen'
Lineage: Eukaryota; Metazoa; Chordata; Actinopteri; Salmoniformes; Salmonidae
Source: the annotation of a GenBank genome assembly
GGGUGCCCACUGAGUGUUGAAGAUGAUGUCUGAUGCCAGUGACAUGUUGGCAGCAGCCUUGGAACAGAUGGAUGGGAUAAUAGCAGGUAAGAAUAUCUGUCUCUGUCACUGCUGCGUUUGCAUGCUGAAGAACAAGGACUGAUCUCUCAGCAUCACAUUCACUGGCUCAACACUAUUAGAGUUGGAUAGUAAGAUCUGGGACUGUGUUAACAAAGGGUCUCCGAGUAGGAGUGCUGAUUCGGGAUCAGUUUUGCCUUUUGGAUCAUAAUAAUAAGAUUAUAUGGACAGGGAGCGGAGAGCUGAUCCUAGAUCAGCACUCCUCCGCUGAGACACAAGUUACAGUACAAUAUGCCUAUCUCAAUGCUCACUGAAGGAUUAUUGGUCAUACCUGGCCAAACCAGUGUAGCUCCGCAACACAUACUUCAAGAUGCGGAAUACAUUUUUUAGACUGACUGCGAAUAACAGAUCAAUAUGAUGAUCACACUCUCGGGCUAGUUUGAGCAAGUACUAUCCCCUCAUGUCUCUAUCCCUAAUGUUAACUGUUUUUGAUGGUCAUGUUUUCAGGCAAGAACUGUUAUGGCAGGCCAUUCCCUAAAGGUUUUUCUUCAGGAAGUGGACAUUUCCCAUUGUGGUUUGAUAGAGGAAUUCAGCAUGUGGCAGUUAAAUUUAGGACUGUAGCUGAUGGGGAUAAAUGUGAAGCCCAUUUCAGUACUGCAAGCCCAUCUCAGUACUUCAGUAUGGCUGUAUUAGUACAUUAAUGUUAAUGCACAGAUUCAGCAUGGACAGGCUUUAAGGCUAAUCCUAUUUUAUGCAUUGGGUUAAUUAUAGGCCUGAUCUUUCAGUUUAACUGUCCGAUCACAUAAUGUCUGCAGGUCCACGUUUCCCAAGUAAUUCUAGCCUUUCUUCUGUCCUCAUUCAAGCUCUCUCUUUCUUCUCUUUUUUUCUCUCUCUCUCUCUCUCUCUCUCUCUCUCUCUCUCUCUCUCUCUCUCUCUCUCUCUCUCUCUCUCUCUCUCUCUCUCUCUCUCUCUCUCUCUCUCUUCUCUCUCCUUUCUUUCUCUCUCUCUCUCUUUCUCCUCUCUCUCUCCUUUCUCUCUCUCUCUGUGUGUCUCUCUCUCUCUUUGUCUAUGUCUCUCUCCCUCUUCCACUCUUUCUCUGGCCUGUAGCUGUGUUUCCCUGUAGAGUCUCGUGUGUAAAGCAUUUUGGCUUUGUUAAGUAGCUAGAUUUCUUCACUUGUCGUGUCGGCUAAUUCCUGUAAUGAGGAGCAAUGACGUAAUGGUAUAACCCAGAGAUACUUUCACUCUACUCUAGAAAUGCAGGGCUGGUGUGAACCUGUUAUACAUUGCACAGAAUGUCCUCUUUCUUGGGCUAAAAUAUAACAUAGUCAUUUGAUUAAGUUAUACCAUUUAAUAGACCUUAUAAAUGACUGAACUUCUUUUAGGGUUUAAACUAUAGAAACUGUAUAAUUGAGUGUUUCUCCUCCCCCCCUCAGGCUCCAAGACUAUGGACUACUCUAACGGGCUGUUUGACUGCCAGUCGCCCACCUCUCCCUUCAUGGGCAGCCUGCGGGCGCUGAACCUGCUGGAGGACCUCCGGGGCAUGCUGGAGCUGAUGGACACGGAGGAGAGGGAGGGCCUGCGCUGCCAGAUCCCCGACGCCACCGCAGACAGCCUGGUGGACUGGCUGCAGCAGGGACACCUGAUGGUGAGACCAGUCAAAAGUAGUGCAGUAUAUAGGGAAUAGGGUGCCGUUUCGGAUGCGUCUACCCAUGAUGAUAAUGAUGGAAAUCUCAAUGGUUGAAUGUACUGAAUCACAGUGUGGGGACUGCAGUGUCUUCCUGGUUUAGCUAGUGAUAACAUUGACUUUAUCUAGCACCUUCUCAAAGCCAUGUGUAUUAAAUCCUUUGUCACCUCUAGUGAGACACACACACACACACACAUCUGUGACGAGAUUUAAAAAAAGAGAGGACUAAGAGAAUGUCAGACGUACUGUAAACCGACAUGGGAGACGAAUGUUGCGUUCAGUUGAAGUUCAUGUUCAGCUCCGAUGACAUCCCUCAUCACGUUAGUCUCCACAGCGGUGUCGUGUUAUGGCUGGUGUUUGUCCAGACAUGUCAUGGCAUGUGUAAAUAUAGGCCUGCUGUUGCUGUGUGAUGAUUUAGGGUGUGAUAAGGUUAGAUCCACAAAGGGGACCUCUGUUGUUGUGGUGUCCCUCUUGUUAUUCCCUCCUAUGUCACUACAAAAACAUGUCUGAGACUCAUUCGUGGGGAAUCUGGGAUGAUACCUUGAAGAGCUCUACUGCUAUUUAAAGGAUAAGUAUGGUAUGAGGGUAUACAUUAUCACAGACAUUUCCUGGUCAGUUUUAGCAGCAGAGUAGUAAUAUAGAAACCCUCUAAAUAUUGGUGAGGGUCAAUGUUGGUUGGGGUUGAAGCUCCAUUGGGCAGCUAGAGGAUCUUGCUGUAGAGUAACCAGCCAGCACACACUUAUCAAAGGCAACUGGUUAAAAACGUUGAGUCUUUGUGCUGUAGAGUAUGCUGUAGUCAGUAUUCCCCUGGAAAUGGGAGAUGAUAACCCAGGUGUUGUCACAUACCGCUGUGAGAAACAACCCACUGAUGUGUUGGGAAGCAACUGCUUGCUGCAGAGAGCACUGGGAUCUAGGAUCUGGGCCAGGGAAAUGCCAGUAACUCUCUGCUGUAACUCUCUCUGUGUGUACACUAGUCUCUUCAACCAUUUAAGGUGUUGCAGGCAAAGGAAAGGGCAAAUGCAAUAUCAAUUACACUAGCUGUCACUCGAAAGACUCUCGUGCGAUUGUUGUCCAAUAAUUGUCCGUUUUCAAAGCACUUCAAAUAUGCCCUGUUCACCCUUGGACAUACUCCAGAGUACCUCAGUGACCAAUGCUGCCACAACACCACUCUUUAGCUUUAUCUGACUUGAUCUUGAUACAUUAAGCACUGAGCAUGUCAUAAAGCCUUACCGAUGUAAUAGAGGCUUCAUCUCAGAACCCAAAACCGCAUCUUGUGUCCACGUUGUCCAGCUACUCAUAACUUGAUUAACAUUUAACAAUUAUGUUUAACAGUCUGUCACAAAAGACUAUUGGAGGCUGUAUAUUAACAUUCACAGACCAAUCCCAAGUGUCACUCUCUCACUGACUCUUCAUGUUGUCUUCUCCGUGCCUGCCUGCAGUCCAAUGGUCACCACAUCUCCAUGGGUGGUGAUCUCUACCAGGAGAGACUGUCUCGACUGGAGGGUGACAAGGAAUCCCUGGUGCUUCAGGUACUGUACAGUACACAACAACAUGUCAUAGCUAGUAGCCAUCUUACCCAGGCAGCCUAAAUGGCUAAUUUAAGGACGUUACAACAGAAUUGGUUGUCAGUAAGUUACCUUUUUAGUGUAAUGAACUUAGCUUGGUCCCAGAACUGUUUGUGCUUACAAUAGUCAACUUACAAAAAUGUUUGCCAUGACAAUGACCAUAGCAAUUGGCUAUACAGAAGACACAGAUCUGGGACCAGGCUAUAAUGAACUCGGUGUAAAAACUCAAUCAACCCCAUUACCAUGCACCAUAAUAAUGUUUAUGUUAAUGUUACUAUUGUAGUUACUGUGUUACUACACAGGUAUAAGAGCAACUUAGUAUUACCCAUGUGUUCCUGUGCAGGUGAGUGUGUUGACAGACCAGGUGGAGGCGCAGGGGGAGAAGAUAAGGGACUUAGACACGUGUUUGGAUGAGCACCGGGAGAAACUGAACGCCACUGAGGAGAUGCUACAACAGGUCAGUUUGGAGGAGAACGGCCCCUGAACAUGGGGCUCUCUUGAAGUUAUAUUAUUGUCACCACUGCUGAACAGCAAAACCAAGCAAGCAAGGCAAGCUCUGUGUGUGUGUUGACUAUAUUUAGUCUGUGUUUUGUGGUUUCACAGGAGCUCCUUUGCAGAACAGCUCUAGAGACUCAGAAACAGGACCUGAUGGCUGAGGUGUCCAACCUGAAGCUGAACUCAUUUGAGAAGGACAGACUGCACUUUGACUUCAGCGACAAUGAGGUAUGGAAUGGGAGGCCACUGCUUUAGGACUGAUUCUUCUUGCAGUCUUUCUCUCUCCCUCGCUCUCUUUCUAACUCACCCACACACACACACACACACACACACUUUCUUGCUGCCCAAAAACUGUGUGGGGAGGGGAGGCUUAUGUCAUCAUGUGUUCAAAGCUUCAGUGUGUUGGGGCAAGAAAAGAGACCGUUCACUUCCAAGGGAAUGCCAGUUACCAUGACCAGAGGCAAUGGAAUUGUUCUUUGUUUGAAGAUAUGCAUGAGUUGCUCUUAUAUAUAAAUGUCGGGCGUUAGGGUUUUGAUAAUGGGAAAUGGGAAGAUUUUUUUACCUCUGGUUGUAUGGUUGCAAACAAAGACCAAAAAGUGAUGUUCAUAUCUUGUUUACACGGCAGUUCGGAGCAAAGCAGAACAGAGUCGGGGGGGGUGUAUUUGAACCCAGAUGAACUGUGGUGGAUUCUUUGACGGCUCUGAAACACGUCAUGUUAUUGUUGUUGUGGCACAGCCGUCUCUUCCAGUCCACUGGAACAGUGGCCCGCUGUCCAUGAUGUUCCGCUUCACAGCCUAUCAGAGGCUCCCCUCCCCACCAGAGGCACUUUCCUCUCACAUCUCUAAACCUGCUCUGGGAUUUCUACUGUCCCUGGAAAGUAGUCCCUCCAGCACAUUAUAUGGUAUCCAUGGGGAUCAGUAGUAGGCCUUGGAGUAUGUGGGAGAAAAUUCUCUGUGUAGGCUUCUUUUGAUAAGAAAAAGCAAAGCUGCACACUAAUCGCACCAAUGUAAUAAGUCUAAUAAGCCGACAGCUAAGCUGCCUUCAUAUUUAUUUUGAUAAAAUGAAAGCCAUUGCCAAAUUUUAACGUAUGUUAAGUAGCGCAUGAUCCCAGAGGAACAAGCAGUCUUACCAUAUGGCAUAAGGUGAAUGCACCAAUUUGUAAGUCGCUCUAGAUAAGAGCGUCUGCUAAAUGACGAAAAUGUAAAUGUAAAAUGUUUAUCAAGCCAUCUGUUCUAGGACUCCUUUUACUUCUGAGAAAUUCUCUGUUUGAACAAGCGUGUUGUAUGCAGCUACCCUCCUUCCCCAGUGCACUGUGGGUAAUGCAGUCUUUCUCUCCCCUAUCAGGACAUGGUUCUGGAGAUUAAUGAACUGAGGUACAGAGUGACCGAGAUGGAGAGUGAAAGACUACAGUAUGAGAAGAAACUGAAAUCCACUAAGGUGAGUUAUCGUGGGGUAGGCCUACCUACACUGCAAUAUGAAAGCAUGAAUGAUUUAAUUCUGCGAAAAGUAAUCUACCUCCAGAAGGAACACUGUUCCCUGUAGCCUAUUUCUUCUUUACACAUAUAUCCUCUCUUCUUUCUUUGACUAUUUGUCAACUCUUGAGUAUCCCCUUCUCCUCCUCCCCCUUUUGGCGUCUUUUCUCAUGACAUCUCUCUUUUUCUCUCUCUUUUUCCUUGGCUUACCUCUCUCUCCACUGCUACUAGUCUCUAAUGGCCAAGCUUUCUAGCCUGAAAAUCAAAGUGGGCCAGAUGCAGUAUGAGAAACAGAGGAAGGAAAACAAACUGCAGGCCCUGAAGGUUGGCUUUCCAGGGUUUCUGCUUGUUGCCAUCUGAUAUGGGGUUUUUGUUUUUGGCCUUACCGCUUUUGGCUUUGUUUUAGUUUUGUGUUUUGUUCUGUUUUUUAUUUAUUUAGGAAACAGUCAAAUUAUCCAAAUUGUUAAAUUGAUGUGCUUUUUUGGUGCCGGUGCAUAAAGCCAAAGCACUUAUACAUACAAAUUUAAACAUACCCUGAAAUAUGGGAGAGGGGGUGUUAAGUCAGUGGCCAUGUUCCUGGCUGACUACAUUGCUGACGCAUGCCAGAACUUACAACGCCUUGAUAGGUAUUUUAUAUCAGCUAAUCACGUCAUAUGUUAUAGCAAUCUGGUGCCCGACGGCACAGUCGAUGACGUGGCAUGCAACCAUUGGUUGAUGCAAUGCAACGUCUGAGCAGGGGAACACAACCAUUCUCUUGCUCGACUGUGCAGUCGAUGAUGUGGCACACAAUCAUUGGUUGAUGCAAUGCUACAGUACGUCUGCAAUGUAGUUGGCCUGGAAUGCAACCAGUGUUUUUUGGGAUGAUGUCCCUGACUAACUGUUGUGUGUUGGGCAGGAGGAGCUGGCAAUGCUGAGGAGGCAUCUGGAGGGAAGGGACGGAGAGCUGAGGAGGUUACACGACGAGACUGGGUUCAGAGGCAUCACACCGGUUGGCAUGGACAGUGGAGACAGAGGUGAGAUCAUGGACCGUAGCUUACUUUCUCUCUGUCUGUGUCUUUAAGCAAUGGGCCGGUUGCCCGGACACAGAUUAGGCCUAGUUCUAGACUAAAAAGUAUGCCCAAUGGAGAUUCUCCUUUGGACUAGGCUUAAUCUGUGUCUGGGAAACUGACCCUAUAAGACACAUGUACCAGUUCCAUUAAGCAAAGAUAACCGGUAUAAUUCAUUAUAACAGGUUAUAAGCAUGUAUGAGCAUUUGUUACAUUUACAUUUAGAUCAUUUAGCAGACGCUCUUAUCCAGAGCGACUUACAAAUUGGUGCAAUUAUGUCUUAUUAUUAUGCUUAUAAUAUAUUAUGUGUCUGAAAUUGCAGUUUGUCAUAUUUUGUAACCAAUCAACAUGAUUUAAAAUAAUCCGGUCUUGACAGAAGUCGUGAUGGACAGUCUUCAGAAACUACAGCCAGUAAUUCUGUGUCCUGUUUAGUCUCUCACCCAGAUGAAACUCUUAAAUUGAGGCUGAAAGAGAAACGUAAGGUUAUGCGUUUUAUCAAUGCUUGUAUUUAUUAUUAUUUGCUCUUGCACAUCUGUCCCCUGUUUGCAUGUAUGGGCAUGAAUGACCCAUCUGAACUUUGCUUGUCCAUAACCCAUUGGAAAGCUAUUUAAUACAUUGUGUAUAUACUCUGUGAAAUCCUUUUAUCAGUUCAGCCACUGGUAUUUUAGAAGUUAAUAAAAUAUAUAAUAUCAGUGGUUUGUAUUGCAGAAAGGUUGGCCUUUAUGUACUGUAAGAAUGGUAAAGUUAGUUGACUAAAUGGAAAUAUCUUAAAGGUGCAAUCUGUUAGUUCUUUGUCCUCUGUGGCAACUAGAUUAAGUUCAAACAUAAAUAGUGUAAAACACAACCUACACAAAACUACAAGAAAUAUGUUGUUCAAAUGUAUUCACCUGCUCCUCUUUGGUAUUGUGAUUGCAACGGCCGCAAAAUCUCUCUACACAACAUAUUGAUUACAAUGGAAAUCGAAUUUAUGGAUUGUACCUUUAAGACUGCCCCAGGGAAUGAUAAAUAUAUACGAUGAUAGACCGUAUACAUGUCAAAAACGUCCCUUCCUCUCACCUGUCAUGUUAUGGAUGCCCACUCGCUCACUGUUCAGUCUGUGUCAUGUUAUGGAUGCCCGCUCACUCACUAUUCAGUCUGUCAUGUUAUGGAUGCCCGCUCGCUCACUGUUCAGUCUGUGUCAUGUUAUGGAUGCCCGCUCGCUCACUGUUCAGUCUGUGUCAUGUUGUGGAUGCCCGCUCGCUCACUGUUCAGUCUGUGUCAUGUUAUGGAUGCCCGCUCACUCACUGUUCAGUCUGUGUCAUGUUAUGGAUGCCCGCUCGCUCACUGUUCAGUCUGUGUCAUGUUAUGGAUGCCUGCUCGCUCACUGUUCAGUCUGUGUCAUGUUAUGGAUGCCCGCUCGCUCACUGUUCAGUCUGUGUCAUGUUAUGGAUGCCCGCUCGCUCACUGUUCAGUCUGUGUCAUGUUAUGGAUGCCCGCUCGCUCACUGUUCAGUCUGUGUCAUGUUAUGGAUGCCUGCUCGCUCACUGUUCAGUCUGUGUCAUGUUAUGGAUGCCCGCUCGCUCACUGUUCAGUCUGUGUCAUGUUAUGGAUGCCCGCUCGCUCACUGUUCAGUCUGUGUCAUGUUAUGGAUGCCCGCUCGCUCACUGUUCAGUCUGUGUCAUGUUAUGGAUGCCCCCUCGCUCACUGUUCAGUCUGUGUCAUGUUAUGGAUGCCUGCUCGCUCACUGUUCAGUCUGUGUCAUGUUAUGGAUGCCCGCUCGCUCACUGUUCAGUCUGUGUCAUGUUAUGGAUGCCCGCUCGCUCACUGUUCAGUCUAUGUCAUGUUAUGGAUGCCCGCUCGCUCACUGUUCAGUCUGUCAUGUUAUGGAUGCCCGCUCGCUCACUGUUCAGUCUGUGUCCCAUCCUCCUGCUUUCUCCUUCAACCAACACCUCCUUUUACCACAGAUCUCUCCUCCUCACCCUUUCCUUAUCCCCCUCUCCUCUCACCACUUGCCCUCCAUCAACACCCAGUGUGCUGUCUUCUAACCUUCAUCAUCAGUCCAUCACCCUUGUCAUCCUCAUCAUGUCUUUAUUGUGACAGCUAUAGAACAGCACAUUGACAUGGCUUUACCCACCAAGUCCAAAUCCUCCACCUCAAGGUUCCCUCAACUGUGUUAGAUGUGGUGUUUAUUUCACUGUGAGGCUAGGAAAUAGUUAGACUACCUGGACAGGGAGUCAAAAUGGAGGUCUCCCUGACUGUUUAGAUAGUACUGUUGGAUAAUAAUAUGUAUUGACAACGCUCUAAAUAGAUGUACUGUUGUACCAUAGAUCACUAUGGAUGAGUUAGUCAGGGGACCCCAGACAUACAUUGGCCCAGAGUUGACCCAGCUGUAUAUUCUCUGGCUGAAAUCCAUUUCUUUACCCUCCAGAUGUGGAAGUGCAGAGAAUGAAAAAAGCAGUGGAAUCACUCAUGGCAGCCAAUGAGGAGAAGGUACAGUAAACUACAGUUGACCCCCACCGCCCUCCAUCUCAUGAUUCUCAGAGAGUUUGUUUUGUCAAGUUUAAUGUGACAGGACAAAGAAGAGGUUACAACCUUUCCGAACCUUUCUGUGCCCAAAACAAUAAGGGGGAAAAAAUUAUCUGAACCUUGUCACAUGGCUUGACCGUCGAUCUUUGUGACCUCUCUGCACCUGUAGGAUCGUAAGAUCGAGGAGCUGAGGCAGUCGCUGCUGCGCUACAAGAAGGUCCAGGACAUGAUUUCAAUGCAAGGAAAAAAAGGUUUGAGAAACCAUGUUCUAUUUCUAAAACAAUGUGCUAUCACCAUGUUCUAUCUCUAGGAGAGAAACACUCUUGAUUUGUAAGAGCAGAUCGAAGUGUUCUUGAGGUAAAUAUUUUAAGAAUUGAACGUCAAAGCCUAAAAUUGCUGGCAGUGGGCUCCAAUAGAAUGGCCAACUCUCUAGGCUACAUAAAUAUCUGACUGAUAAAAAUAACUCUUUCAUAUUCCAUUCCAGAGAAAACCCAAGACGGCGAGAGUGACGAGAGUAAUAGCGACAGCUCCCUCUCCGUGAUGUCAACGACAACCACCCCGGUUGCCAUGGAGUCGGAGAGGCACGCUCUAGCCGGAGUUGAGGAAGUAGCAGGGAAAAGCCCAGACGAGGUACAGGAUGACAUGAUGACAUAACUACUUAGCUUCAUGCAUAGAAAUAUAUUGACUAGGACGGGUCAAGGCUCUCAGAUCACGGAACAGAUUAUAUUUCUAUGAAUUAAUGUGUCAUCCUCAGAAAUCCUUAUCAAAAAGCCUUCAGAUGUCCUCCAACCAAUAAAACAGCCAAUAAUUACACAUUUUUGAACGAGGUGUUGAGUCACUGUCACUUGGUCAAAUUAGUCUGAUAACAUUCAAUAUCACUUUGCAGUGACACUUUGGAUGGUUGUCUGUUUGAAUGAUGACAAGCACCAUUGUCUUGACUGCUCGUUACCCUUAAUCUACUAAAUCGUGAAAACACUGACCCGAGAGAGAAAAGUAAUCGCUAGCAUUGAUGGCGGUUGUACUUUACUAAAUGUUCUUUCAAUUUGGUCCUCUGCUUCAAUGCGAAGCUGGAGAUGCACUAUGGAGCUACUGAAGUGUCUUCGCCCACACCCAGCCCUACAGUCCAGUCAGCAUGCGAUCCAAAGAGGGGGCCAGAGCUGGACCAAGCUGAACCAGAGAGGUGAGCUGAACUAGAGAUGGUCCAUAACUGUCCAGUGCUGGGGUGUUGUCACUAGGAACCAAACGAGAAGGGACCUACCUGAAUUUCUCCAACUCUCAUUUUAGUAACCUUGUCCGUUGCAAGAUUUUUUGCUACGGUGUGCACUAAUGAAAACACCUCUGUUGAUGAACAAAGUAUGUUACUUAGUUUGCCCCUGAGCAGAGUGAGCUGACUAGGAAAGAGAGAUGUUUUGAAUGGUGUGUGGACCUACUUCCUGAAUUGAGACCGGCCUUGGAAAAAGUCAAUAUCUAGGCGAGCUAUCACGCCUAAUCUCACCCGUAGCGUGGUAAAUGUGGCAUAAUUGAUGACAUGUCGACACCACAAGGUCCAAGGUGUCCCACAAGGGUGCUGACAAAUAUUUAUAGCCUCCACUCCCAGGUUUGACCACAGCCAGUGUACAGUAUAGCGUGCAGCGGACUGCUCGCAGCUUGUCCAUGUUAGCGUCGGGUUAGCAUCCCAACACCUGUCUGUUUAUCCCCUGCAGCGAGGCAGGGGGCCAGGAAGUGUCACAGGAGGCCCCCCUUUCAUGUGAUACUCCACAGUGAGUAUGUCUAUGGUGUGAAGCUGCAUGUCAUAUCCUGUCGCUUUACGCUUCAGCUUCCUGUCAGAAUUCCUUCCUCCCAAAGGUCAGCGGUUCAGUACAUUGACCAGGUGUUGUAGUGUUCAAUGUGAUGAGCUUUGUCAUUUCAGGACCCUGGAUGGCCCCAAUUCAGGGAGUCAGGACAACUUGUAUGUCAGCAACAGCGAAAAGGUAAAGAGAUUUCUGAUAAAUUCUAAAGUCCUCAUUGAAUUUCAUCACUAACACUCCAUCCCAUCAUAUCAUCAUCUGUGCCAGAUUACAUUGGUGAUGGAUGAAAAGCCAACAGAGGUGAGUCUGUUCUCAGCGGUCUUCUUUCUUGUUUGCUCAUCCUCUCUUCCUCUUUGGCCUCUUCCAUCUUAUUAGAAGGCUGACAACCUAUUCCUCCUUCUGAAGGUUAGCGUCCUCAGUAAGGCUAAUGUUUAUGAUUGUGUAGGGAUGGACAUGAGUACUUGAGUACUGGAACGGAUGGCAAAGCUCGAUCUUUAACCAGAGAUCACAUUCUUUUCAAAUACUGUAAAACUAUUUGGUGGAAUGUGCUUUGUUGCAAGUAAAAUGUUGUCUUGAAGACCAUGUUAAUUUGCUUUGACCCUAGUGUUCCAUUUUGUACAUGUGCAUUUGCGGGGCACAACAAAAAAUAAACCAAGCCAAGCAUCACACCAUUCUUUUACCUAAAUUCCCUUUCCCCUCCGUUCCGACCUCUCCCUCCACACCCGUGUGCUGACUGCACACACAAGCCCCUGUUAGACCUACAGAAAUACACUGAGUGUACAAAACAUAAUAUUGAGUUGCACCCCCUUUUGCCCUCAGAACAGCCUCAGUUCAUCGGGGCAUGAACUCUACAAGGGGUUGAAAGCAUUCCACAGGGAUGCCGGCCCAUGUUGACUCCAAUGCUUCCCACAGUUGUGUCAAGUUGCCUGGAUGUCCUUCUUGAUACACAUGGGAAAAUGUUGAGCGUGAAAAACACAGCAACGUUGCAGUUGUUGAUACAAUCAAACCAGUGCGCCUGGCACCUACUGCCAUUCCCUGUUCAAAGGCACUUCAAUCUUUUCUCUUGCCCAUUCUCCCUCUGAAUGGCACACAUACACAAUCCAUGUCUCAAUUGUCUCAAGGCUUAGAAAUCCUUCUUUAACCUGUCUCCUCCCCUUGAUAUACACUGAUUUUGAAGUGGAUUUAACAUGUGACCUCAAUAAGGAAUCAUAGCUUUCACCUGGUCAGUCUAUGUCAUGGAAAGAGCAGGUGUUCCUAAUGUUUUGGACACUCAGUGUAAAUGCCUAUAAAAACGUAUCUAAUUUGCCAAAUGACGACUGUUUUAUCACACAUUCAUAGUGGACUGGUUGAUUGAAGUAGGAAAAUAUAUGUUCCAAAACGAGCUGCAGUUUUGAAAUAAUUGCGUCCCGUCUAUUUUCCGCUUAAGCUACUUUGCGAACUGCUAGUGCCAUUUAGAAUUGGUUAGCCUAGGCCCCUCAAACUCAACUCUGGACCUCGAAGCCAGUUUCACUGCAUUUUUGUAUUGUUCCCCUCUAAUCAGGGACUGAUUUAGACCUGAGACACCAGGUGCUUGCAAUUAAUUAUCAGGUAGAACAGAAAACCAGCAGGCUCCGGACCUCGUAGGGUAAGAGUUAAAUACCCCUGGUCUAGGUUAUAACCCACCUAAACAUGGACAGGUUCCACACUGAAAAUAUGCAAAAACAUUAGUUUGAUAAAGACAGUGUAUUUUCAUCAGAACCAUUAAGCAUAUGCCUACUCACCAAACAUAAAAUAGGUGUCUUGACUGGAAAUAAGAGCGUCUUGUCUGCUAAAUUAACAAAACAAGGCUAUGCCAUUGCACAGCCAUAGGCUUCUACGAGCAAUCGCCACUACUGAGGUUACUGCCUUUUGGAAGAUUGUGUUCCACAGUAUAAUAUAACCAGUUGAUAUUACAGUUUCAAUAAAUUAAUCUUAAAUGACACUUGCUUUUUUAUUGACUGAUUUAGGAUUUGUUAUCUAUAAUGGUUAUGAUAAAUUAGGCAUUGUUGCGAUCUGUUGGCAUAUAGAUAAAUGCGAGAUUAAAUAAAUCCAUUGUAGGCCUUGUGUUCUAAAAAUAUGUAUUUAUUUAUUUAUUUAUUUGAGUACUCAAAAAAAUGUAUCUGAGUACAGUUAAAAAUGAACAAAUCCCUAUGUGUGUGUGUCACCUUGGUUUCAUUGCAUGCGUUUGAUUGCCUUUUAUCACAUUCAAUUGAAAUGUAUGAAUUCUUUGCACUUUAAGCCAGCUCUGCACUGUCUGGUAUUUUCAAAUCCAAUUUCCCAUAGAUCGUUUGAUAUAUUACUGCAUGUGUGUGAUGUGACAUGGUUCUGGCAUUGUGUGCACUGAUUUAGCAGAUAGCAGCUGUUUUGAACAAUGCUUUGACUUGAUUGAUUGUAAUAUGUGGUUGUUUUUACCUACCUUAGUUGAAUGCACUGAUUGUAUGUUGCUCUGGAUAGAGCGUCUGCAAAUGACUAAAAUGUCAAAUUGACGUUGUCAGCUCUGUUUUCUGCUACUGUUCCGAAUAAGGCUGUGGAGGAGAUCAGUAAGAUCAGCGAGCGCCCGCCCAAGUCUCCCUCUUCGUCUCACCCCAUGACCACGGAGGAUGACCACUUUGGUAACAAGAAGGCUCGCUCCUCCUUCGGACGGGGCUUCUUCAAGAUCAAGGGAAGCAAAAGGACAGCCAGCACCCCUAACCUGGGUAAGUGCGGGUGGAUGGAUGGCCUAGUGUGGGUGGAUGGGCUGUGGGUCUCAGAUGGAAGCUUUGUGGUAACAGAGCCCAUAUUCACAAAGCGUAUCAGAGUAGGAGUGCUGAUCUAGGACCAGGUCCUCCCUGUCCAUAUAAUCUUAUUCAUUAUGAUCUAAAAGGCCAAACUGAUCCCAGAUUAGCACUCCUACUCUGAGAUGCUUUAUAACUUGUAUGAUGUGGUAUCUUGUGCAUUUUGACCAAUUCAUGUUAGGUAUGAUUAGAUUUGUGAGAUUGUAGCCUUUUUUUAGAUCUUAAAAAAAAGACUACAUGACCAACUGUAUGUGGACACCUGUUCGUCGAACAUCUCAUUCCAAAACAUGGGCAUUAAUAUGGAGUUGGUCCCCCCUUUGCUGCUAUAACAGCCUCCACUCGUCUGGGAAGGCUUUCCACUAGAUGUUGGAACAUUGCUGCGGGGACUUGCUUCCAUUCAGCCACAAGAGCAUUAGUGAGGUCGGGCACUUUUGUUGGGCGAUUAGGCCUGGCUCGCAGUCGGCGUUCCAAUUCAGUCGGCGUUCGAUGGAGUUGAGGUCAGGGCUCUGUGCAGGCCAGUCAAGUUCUUCCACACCGAUCUCAACAAACCAUUUCUGUAUGGACCUCGCUUUGUGCACAGAGGCAUUGUCAUGCUGAAACAGGAAAGGGCCUUCCCCAAACUGUUGCCACAAAGUUGGAAGCACAGAAUCGUCUAGAAUGUCAUUGUAUGCUGUAGCAUUAAGAUUUGCCUUCACUGGAACUAAAGGUCCUAGCCCGAACCAUGUAAAACAGCCCCAGACCAUUAUUCCUCCUCCACCAAACUUUACAGUUGGCACAAUGCAUUAGGGAAGGUAGCGUUCUCCUGGCAUCCGCCAAACCCAUAUUCAUCCGUCGGACUGCCAGAUGGUGAAGCAUGAUUCAUCACCCCAGAGAACAUGUUUCCACUGUCCAAUGGCGGCGAGCGUUACACCACUCCAGCCGUCGCUUGGCAUUGCGCAUGGUGGUCUUAGGUUUGUGUGCGGCUGCUCGGCCAUGGAAACCCAUUUCACGAAGCUCCCGACAACAGUUCUUGUGCUGACAUUGCUACCAGAGACAGUUUGGAUCUCGGUAGUGAGUGUUGCAACCGAGGACAGACAAUUUUUAUACGCUUCGCGCUUCAGCACUCGCCGGUCCCGUUCUGUGAGCUUGUGUGGCCUACCACUUAGCGGCUUAGCCGUUGUUGCUCCUAGACAUUUCUUCUUCACAAUAACAGCACUUCCAGUUGACUGGGACAGCUCUAGCAUGGCAGAAAUUUGAUGAACUGACUUGUUGGAAAGGUGGCAUCCUAUGACGGUGCCACGUAGAAAGUCACUGAGCUCUUCAUUAAAGCCAUUCUACUGCCAAUGUUUGUCUAUGAAGAUUGCAUGUCUGUGUGCUCGAUUUUAUACACCUGUCAGCAAUGGGUGUGGCUGAAAUAGCCGAAUCCACUAAUUUGAAGGGGCGUCCACAUACUUUUGUAUAUAUAUUUUAGGUGUCUGAUACUUAAUUCAGACAGUAAGGAAAUUAGAGGGGUAGACAUGCAAGUGGGAGAAACGGUGGAAAGGUUGUCGUAUGUGACGUGCCGGGGAGUGUUACCAUUACACCACGGCACUGCACAGCCUUUAGUUUUAUUCUGAAGUCUGAGUGGUUCUUACCAAAGAGCUUGGUUUUUCAAUGUAGCUCUUAAAACCACACCCAUAGUUAAAAUACAUACCAACACCAUAAUGACUAGUCCCAGAAACUGUUCUCCCUGUCUAAUUAUGAAAAUGUAGCCUACUGUGUGUGCUUUGUAGUUGUGUUAUGUAUGUAUCUUAUCUGUCUCCUCCUCCUACCAUCAUACUGUGACUCUCCCCUGUAGUUUUUUCCCUUCGGUAACCUUUGACCUCUGUCUUGUUCCUCUCGUGUCAUGUGUGUCGGGUGUGUGCUUUGUGUAACACAUUGUGAAGACCGCAGCCGGAGUGCGAGUGCGCCUAUGCUAGGUACAGUAUAAUGGAGCCAUCAUGUCCUCAGGGCAAGGCAGGGCAGCAGUAUGGCGCCUCUGGAGUAAUGACCACUACUGGAUAUGACCCUUGAACUCAUAACAUUCCCCCCAUCCCCUUCCUUCCCAAAUCCUCUCAACCAACUCCUCAACCUCGACCAACUGUUGAAUUUCUACUUUCACCUAACUCACAAACGUGUUAUGUGAGCUGAACUGUCCUUUGUAAUUCAAUUUCAUAAAUCAUGAUUCUCCCAAAACGUAGAAAUAAAUUGUAAUUUUUUUUACUUACUUGGGUGCCCACUCUAUAUGGAAUAUGAGUUGAAGGUGACUUAUACAUAUUCCAUAGGCAUGCUCGUGUUGAUAGAGAUGUAAGGGUAGGAAUAUAUGUUCUUAUAUAAACUCAGCAAAAAAAAGAAACGUCCCUUUUUUUUUUCAAAGAUAAUUUGUGAAAAUCCAAAUAACUUCACAGAUCUUCAUUGUAAAGGGUUUAAACACUGUUUCCCAUGCUUGUUCAAUGAACCAUAAUUAAUUAAUGAACAUGCACCUGUGGAACAGACGUUAAGACACUAACAGCUUACAGACGGUAGGCAAUUUAGGUCACAGUUAUGAAAACUUAGGACACUAAAGAGGCCUUUCUACUGACUCUGAAAAACACCAAAAGAAAGAUGCCCAGGGUCCCUGUUCAUCUGCGUGAAUGUGCCUUAGGCAUGCUGCAAGGAGGCAUGAGGACUGCAGAUGUGGCCAGGGCAAUAAAUUGCAAUGUCCGUACUGUGAGACGCCUAAGACAGCGCUACAGGGAGACAGGACGGCUGAUCGUCCUCGCAGUGGCAGACCACGUGUAACAACACCUGCACAGGAUCGGUACAUCUGAACAUCACACCUGCAGGACAGGUACAGGAUGGCAACAACAACUGCCCGAGUUACACCAGGAACGCACAAUCCCUCCAUCAGUGGAGACUGUCCACAAUAGGCUGAGAGAGGCUGGACUGAGGGCUUGUAGGCCUGUUGUAAGGCAGGUCCUCACCAGACAUCACCGGCAACAACGUCGCCUAUGGGCACAAACCCACCGUCGCAGACAGGACUGCCAAAAAGUGCUCUUCACUGACGAGUCGCGGUUUUGUCUCACCAGGGGUGAUGGUCGGAUUCGCGUUUAUCGUCGAAAGAAUGAGUGUUACACCGAGGCCUGUACACUGAGUGGGAUCGAUUUGGAGGUGGAAGGUCCGUCAUGGUCUGGGGCGGUGUGUCACAGCAUCAUCGGACUGAGCUUGUUGUCAUUGCAGGCAAUCUCAACGCUGUGCGUUACAGGGAGACAUCCUCCUCCCUCAUGUGGUACCCUUCCUGCAGGCUCAUCCUGACAUGACCCCCCAGCAUGACAAUGCCACCAGCCAUACUGCUCGUUCUGUGCGUGAUUUCCUGCAAGACAGGAAUGUCAGUGUUCUGCCAUGGCCAUUGAUGAGCCCGGAUCUCAAUCCCUUUGAGCACGUCUGGGACCUGUUGGAUCGGAGGGUGAGGGCUAGGGCCAUUCCCCCCAGAAAUGUCAGGGAACUUGGUGGAAAAGUGGGGUAACAUCUCACAGCACAGAACUGGCAAAUCUGGUGCAGUCCAUGAGGAGGAGAUGCACUGCAGUACUUAAUGCAGCUGGUGGCCACACCAGAUACUGACUGUUACUUUUGAUUUUGACCCCCCCUUUGUUCAGGGACACAUUAUUCAAUUUCUGUUAGUUACAUGUCUGUGGAACUUGUUCAGUUUAUGUCUCAGUUGUUGAAUCUUGUUAUGUUCAUACAAAUAUUUACACAUGUUAAGUUUGCUGAAAAUAAACGCAGUUGACAGUGAGAGGACGUUUAUUUUUUUGCUGAGUUUAUAUUACAUUUCAGAAAUCAUGAUUAACCCAAGUCUUAUUCCAAGUCUUGGUGGUGACCUCGUUAUUUCAAGACUUAAUGAAGCAUGCUUCACGCAUAGAAGGUUUGAAUUUCCACUCUAAACAUUAGACAUUUGAAUAGAGGUUACUUACUCUCAGGCAACCAUUAGACCAUGGCAAGGCAUUAUCGUUGCUGCUAUUUUGGUAUAUCAUUCUACAGUAGCUACAGUAGACAUCCUCACAUACAACCACACCCAUGUUACCAGCAAUUAUUCCUAGGCAAACCGCUUUGUUGGAGCAACAUGGCUGGAUAACAUCAAAGGUCAGAGCCUUUUUUGUAUGUUUGUUCUGUGUGUCGGCAAACUGCAUGUACAUUCUCAUUUCUAUUUCUGUUCAAACUCCCCUCGCACCAAACCAUAUCCCGGUCUUAUAACCAGAUGAUGUCAUCUGCAAUGAUGCUCCCCGGAUAGUCUUCAUGAAGUUAAUUUAUUUCCUAGAAUGUUAUGUUCUACCUGAUGUUUUGGCUCAUAUCAGUUGAUCCGCUGUUCACUAUUCCUGAAAGCUAAAUUCAACUCCAAAUGUUCAAAUAACCUUUUUUGUAAACCCACUAAACACAGUUAGAUCCUGAUUAUGUUGUGGUUUCCAAACUUAGACCACCUCACCCUCCCAUGUACAAGUUGAGCUCAGUGAGGCGGUCAUGCAUGCUGUAACCAGAGGCUUAGUGAGUCUCAUUUAGGAAUGUGUGUGGAUGAAUUACACUCUGUUCAAGUUUUAGGAUGGUUCCUAUAUCUCUUCAGGUAUAAUAUUUAUAAUAUUGAAAUGUGAAUUGUAUGCAUUUCAGUCCUGUUUUGUCUAUACACCAGUGCAUAACUAGUCUUUGACUACAACUAAAAUAAAAGCACUCUUUAGUGCUUCAGGAGUCUCCACUCCAUUGCAUGCAGACAUUAACAGACCAGAUUGUCUGGGUAUUAGUGUUGAUACCAUCCCCAUGAUCUCUCUGUCUGGGAGUUGUGGUGUGGCUGGCCAUAGGGUGUGUCUGGGCCACAGCCUCUGGCCCUGAGAUGCAGAUAUCUGUGCAUGGCUGCAUCUGAAAUGGCAUCCUAUUCCCUACAGGUGUAGAAUAUUUGACCAGUUUUUCACAGCAGCAAAGUAAUCCUGCAGCAACAGUAAAUGUGAAUUGUUUGGAUUAUAAUUAAUGGCCAUUUUUGUAGGGGUUGAUACAUUUUUAGUUGGGGCAAAUCAAGUCUGACCUUUUUUAAAGUGCAAAUUACAAACUUUAGAAGCCUAUUUAAACCUUGAAAACACUACAAGUCUGCAUUUCCUGCUGUGCAGAACAUUUCCUACAAUGACAGGGAGAUAAUUUAAGAUCCUACACCUGAUUAUAGUGCACUACUUUUGACCAGAGCCAAAGGGGUGACAUUUUGGACGCACCCCACAGCUGUCACCAUGGUGGCAUGGCAGUGCUGAUGCCCUGUGGUCAUUGCUGAUGUCCUGUUUGUACAGCUGAGAUUGAGCGAGAGGGGGGCACUGACCAUCUGGACCUGGCUGGUCUACCCCAGAGGUCAGCCAACAGCGACAGCACCAACACACUGACCAGUGUGACCUCCACUACCUCCCCCGAGUGCAAGAAGAAGUCCAAGGGAAUUAAGGCGCUCUUUGGAAAGUGAGUGUUAAAGAUGUUUGGUAUAGAACUCUUGAUGACACUGUCCUGUAAGACAUCAAGAUUGAGUUUGGGAUGCCUGGGUCAUAUUCAUUAGGCAUCAAAACAGAAGGAAACUGACAAACAGGGAGGGAGUACUUGAACUUGUCCAGUACAAAAUGCUUAUUUUUUGUUUUCUGUUGCAAAACAUUUUGCUACGGUUUGCCCUAAUGAACACAACCCUGGUUAAUAUUGAUCUGAUUUAAAACUCUGAAUUAAGUCUGACUAAUCAAAGAGCCUGAUAAACUAAGCUUGCAAUAUAAGGAAGAGAAACAUGUUUUGUGUAUUCUUUUAUAAAAAUAAAAAUAAAUAGCUUUCAGCUAUGGUAACCACAACCAUGGUAUAUUUAGCUUGGAGUCAUAAGUGCACAACUUUCAAACAUGACACGACUUGAAUUUAAUUGAUGUAUUUUUUUUAAUUUUCUUUAAGGCUGAGGAGAAGUCAGUCCACCACGUUCAACCUGGACGACAACCUAUCAGAACCGGUCGAGUUCAAGAGAGGUGGAGUCCGAGCCACAGCAGGGCCCAGACUGGGCUGGUCCCGUGACCUACAGAGAUUACCCAACAAGUUAGUGUGCACUGUGAACUCACCUUGAAUUAAUGAGAAACAACAAGUUAGUGUGCUCCGUGCACUCCCCUUGAGCAAUGAGAAACAUCAUGUGCGUCCUUUAGCUUUCUGUGUGCUGAAAUACACAGAGAAAAACAAUGCUAGAAAUGACUCUCUUACACUACCCUUAUCCGGACAUGUAUUCUGGUCCCAGAUUUGUUGGUGCUCUCUUGCCAACUCCUACAGGCAGAGAGAGCACAACCAGAUCUGGGACCAGGCUACUUGUGAUGACAAGGAAGUUCAAUCUAAACUAGUCCGGUUUUGCGCCCUACCAUGGUCAAGUCAUUCUGAAAUGCUUCCCAGCAAAACAACUUCAUGGUCAUUGUUAGAAGGCAAUACUGUGUUCCUUUAUGAAUGGUUGACCCACGUUAAGUCAGCAUGUCCUCAUUCUUUCGCUUGUAGUGACCUGGACACCCCGUUUGCCCGCUGGUCCAAGGAGCAGGUGUGUGACUGGCUGCAGGAGCAGGGGCUGGGGCUCUGUCUGAACAUGGCCCGCGUGUGGAUCUCUUCUGGACAGACUCUGCUGCAGGCCUCACAGCAGGACCUAGAGAGGGUGAGCACUGAGCAGGAGAGAUUGUAUUUCAAUGAGACUAACCUGUAUGAAUUAAAAACACCUGGACUCCGCAGUACAGCCAGAUGUCAUUUGUAUUUAUCCCCUAUGAGGCAAUUCGCCCCAUUAGGUUUGUGGUUGACGCAACCCAGGUGUAAAACAACUAUUGAUGACGCCACAGGCUAUGUAUUAAUUGUACUGUACGUUAAGGACCUUAAAUAUGUGUCAAAUAAUCCUGUAAGGGAUGGGUCACUAAGGGUGACUUUACACGUAAAUGAAAAUAUAAUUCAUUCAGCACUUUGUUAACCUAGGCACUGCCUCUCUUUAUACUCUGUGGCCAAAUAUACUGUACUCUAUGACCGGAGAAAUCAAAUGGAUGGAACUAAUCAUCUGUUCUGUCCUGGGGGUGUGGCUCUGGGUGGUUGUUAUCUCUGUGUGUUUAGGAGCUGGGCAUCAAACACCCACUGCACAGGAAGAAGCUCCAGCUGGCCCUGCAGGCCCUGGGCUCUGAGGAGGACGACAACAAGGGCAAACUGGACUACAAUUGGGUGACCAGUGAGUAGAUUAACUGCCAGUAGGGGAGUCAAGGUUUAAUGCUGGGGUUUUACUAUGCUUAACAUCUCAUGUUGUCGAAAUGAUAUGGUGGGCGUUUCAAAUUAAUUGUAAUCCAAUAAACAAGUUCUGAAUUUGAUUCAAGUGCUCUCAAGAUGUAAGUUUGAUAAUUUGAUUUCUAAUAGGGAAAUUGACUGGCAGGUUGACAGAUCCCCUCUCACCCCCCUUCCCCCCUCUCUCUCUCUCUCUCCCCCUCUCUUGUCUCCUCCCAUAGGGUGGCUGGAUGACAUUGGCCUGCCUCAAUAUAAGACCCAGUUUGAUGAGGGGAGGGUGGACGGCCGCAUGCUGCACUACAUGACAGUAGUGAGUGUCGAAGAGAUAGACAGACGCAUAAGAGUCCUGUCCUCAGGCCAAGCAUGGAUGGGCCUGAUCAGAUUCAGAUACUGUAUGGCUCUAGGCCUAAUGAUCACACUGCCAGUUCACAUUAGGCUGAACAGACUGUACAGCAUGGACUACAAAGUGUGAUUAGGAACACUGGAGAAGGCCUAGUCUCACCCUCCAUGGACGCAAUGACUACACAAUGGCUUGAUACAAGACGGCAAAAACAAAUACUAGACAUAUACCACACUACUAUUAGUACAAUCAAAUAGAAUCUCGUCAGAUUGCCGGACCUUACCUGCUGGGAAAUUGUUGUUUUUUCUUUGCGCAAUGGUAAAAUCCUCACUAACUCAAUGUAGGAGUCCUCCUGCUGACUAUUUCCAUCUGACCUGACACUGUUGUAAAAAUUAUUGUUCCUGUGUCCUCUGUCAGGAUGACUUGCUGUCUCUGAAGGUGGGCAGUGUGCUCCACCACCUCAGCAUCAAGAGAGCCAUUCAGGUGCUGCGCCUCAACAACUACGAGCCCAACUGCCUGCGCCGACGGCCCUCCGACGAGGUAGGUCCACUGGACCACUGGUCUUUUUCAUUAGGCACCAAAUAGAAGAAAACGGACUGAAACAGGGAGGGACUACCUGGGCACAUUUUUGCUUUCCGUUGCAAAUGUUUUAAAUAGUUUUCCGGUGUGUGCCCUGAUGAAGACUACCCUGGUUCCAGGAAUACAUUAACACUAGUCAGUGCUACUGGACAAUCCACUUUUUGCUGUGUACUCCUUCUCCACUUCUUCAAGCUAAACAAGUGUUAACAAAUUCUGGCGCUCAGUCAUUUGUUCUGUUGAUAAACACAUUAUUUUCUCUCUCUGUCUCCUGAUUGGUCAGAACAACAUCACGCCAGCAGAGAUCUCCCAGUGGACCAAUCACAGAGUGAUGGAGUGGCUGAGAUCAGUGGACCUGGCGGAGUACGCCCCCAACCUGAGGGGCAGCGGCGUUCACGGGGGACUCAUGGUGAGAAAGAAUGAUCAGAGAGCCUUUGAUCCAGUUUAAUGUGGCCCACAGUUGUCUUGGUAAAAGAAGAACAACUUUUUUUUUGGGUGAAAAAUUACUAAAUGACUACAUAGAAAUGACAAUGGGUUUUUAUCUUACAAUGAGAAUGGGAUGUGACUCAACCUAGCUCACAUCUCACAAUGUUCCCUCUUACCCCAGGUGCUGGAGCCUCGGUUCAAUGUGGAGACCAUGGCCCUGCUGCUGAACAUUCCCCCCAACAAGACCCUGCUGCGGAGGCACCUGGCUACCCACUUCAACCUGCUAGUGGGCUCUGAGGCCCAGGGGCUCAAACAGGAGUGUCUAGAGAAUCCCGACUACACCCUGCUCACCGCCACCGCCAAGGUCAAGGUAGGGGUCAAAAGUAAUGCACAAUAUAGGGAAUAGGGCGCCAUUUUGGACGUAACCAUGGUUUUAGGUAGGGGUAAGGAGUGAUGGAGAAGGGGAAGAUGUGUGUUUGGGUGGGGUAAGAAAUUGUUCUAAUCUGUUUGACACUGGUUUUGGUUAUGAGCUGUAGUCUCAAUUUAUUAUAAUUUGAGAAAUAAUCUGUUCACACCAGCCGAGGAAGAUGUCGUUCGGUAGCUUCGGCAGCCUGAGGAAGAAGAGGCAGGAUGACAGUGAGGAGUAUGUCUGCCCCAUGGACGUGGAGAUGCCAAAGGGACGUAGCUUCCAGAAAGGCUAUGAGCUUCAGCUCUACGAGGACGACCUGGACCGGCUAGAGCAGGUAAACUUUAGUCUGGUCCUAGGUCUGUUUGUGCUGUCUUGCCAACUCCUAUGGUCAUUGUCAGACCAAGCAUUUUGGCAAGACAUUUCUCUGUAAAGGCUGCAUGGUGCUCAUACACACUUAAUAAGUUCUCCAAGUAAUUGGUAAGUCAUCACAUCAAUACUUAGAUUCAACCUCCACCUUUUAGAUUGUUCUCUACUCAAUGAUUCCAGGCUGACCUUUUUGGUCGUUCACUGCCGUGACAAGAGAUGGCAGCACUGUGCCUAGUUUCUGUAUUCGCUCAGAGCAGCUGAACACUGACAGAUCUUCUUAGUAAUGGUGUUGAGUGUCAAACCAUAUCCGUUAUUGUAGAUGGAGGACUCAGAGGGGACUGUGAGGCAGAUCGGAGCCUUCUCCGAGGGCAUCCAAAACUUGACGGUAAGAAGGAAUCUUUUCUUUUUUUCUGUUUUAAAUGUGCUUAAGUGUUAUGUUGAUAUGGUUUAUGGAUAACAAUAUUUAAGGGUAUAAGCUCUACAGUGCUUUUAAGAAGUAUUCAUACCCCUUGAUUUAUUCCAAAUGUUGUUGUUACAGCCUGAAUUGAAAAUGGAUUAAAUAUGUUUUCUCAUCCAUCUACACACAAUACCCCAUAAUGACAGUGUAAACAUGUUUUUAGACAUUUUUGCAAAUGUAUUAAAAAUGAAAUACAGAAAUAUCUCAUUUACAUAGGUAUUCACACCCUUAUGCUAUGACCCUCCAAUUUUAGCUCAGGUGCAUCCAAUGACUUUUGAUCAUCCUUGAGAUGUCACUACGACUUGAUUGGAGUCCACCUGUGGCCAAUUCAAUUGUUUGGACAUGAUUUAGAAAGAAACACACCUGUCUAGAUAAGGUCCCACCGUUGUCAGAGCAGAAACUAUACCAUGAAGUCCAAGGAACUGUCCGUAGAUCUCCUAGAUAGAAUUGUGACGAGGCAUAUUUCAUUUUCAAUAAAUUUGCAAACAUUAAAAAUAAGCAAAAUAAUUGUUAUUAUGGCGUAUUGUGUGUAGAUGGGUGAGAGAGAAAAAUUUAGUUAAUCAAUUUUGAAUUGUGGAAUAAGUCUAGGGGUAUGAAUACUUUCUGAAGGCACUGUAUAAAUAUAUAAGGCAUUUGUGACAUAAAUAUACAUUUAUGACAUAAAUAUAGGCAUAUUUCAAAUGGGUCCUUACAUUUCUUCUCCAGUAUUAAUUUCUUAGUUCAUGCAUUGUGUCCCUGUGUUUCCAGAGCAUGCUGAAAGACGAUGAAUUUUUCAAAGAGAUCUCCAACUCACCCAACCCCAGCAUAACAGAUGACGAUUCCAACGUGUGACGCAGACCGUCGCCAUGGGACCCUGUGCCCUAGUGCCGUUGUGAACCAAAGUCUCCACUAGCAGACCAGGAUUCAAAUACUAUUUGAAAUAUUUUA